Messenger RNA from Sander lucioperca (pikeperch), 5172 nucleotides. Its product is annotated as NACHT, LRR and PYD domains-containing protein 12-like. The transcript is spliced from 20 exons. The record is from RefSeq and is a predicted model, not a curated record. NCBI's taxonomy places the organism in Eukaryota, Metazoa, Chordata, Actinopteri, Perciformes, Percidae. Gene Ontology annotation, molecular function: protein binding. Bases 189 to 4760 code for a protein of 1523 amino acids.
GGAUAGUGUGUGGGUGUUAACAUGAAGCAGAAUCCCUUCCUGUUUUUCUCACAAAGACAGGCUGGGCGGCAGUUGAGCUUAUAACAGGAAGCAACUCACAAGGUUUGACUUUGUUUUCUGCUCCUUUUACAUGAACUGUGUGAUGUUUAUUCUUCUUCAGUGAGAGCAGCUCGGUGAAGAAAUGCAGAAUGGGAAACUGGUUUACGACUUGGUUUAGCUGGCCUGAGGAUCCAGAAACAUCACAGCGUGAUGAAACUCAGAGUGGAGCAGGAAGACCAACACUCACCGCCCAGCAUGGAGGUGUCGUCAACACACCUCAGUUAAGCAGUUCCAAUGUGGGGAGGGAUCUAAAUAUCAUCAACAACACGUAUGCCUCGUCUCCUGACAGGACAGACGAGACUUCUCCCAAAAACAAAGCAAACAUUCAAAGGUGCCGAGAUAACUUAAAAUCUUUCCUUGAAAAUACAACAAAGGAUCUGUCACAAGGAACAAAGGAAGAUGGAUCGACUCCUUUAGACAAGAUCUAUACGGAGCUUUACAUCAGACGAGGAGGCAGUGGGGAGGUUAAUAGUGAACAUGAAGUGGUUAACUUGGAAUGCAAAAGGAGCUUGAGUGAGGAUGAGAAAAUCCAGGUCAAUGCCAUUCUUCAACCUUUAUCAAAUGAAGAAAACCCUCCUCAGAGAGUUCUGACGAAGGGAAUCGGUGGCAUUGGAAAAUCUGUCGCUGUGCAGAAGUUCACUCACGACUGGGCAACAGGAAAAGCCAACCAAACUACUGAUUUCAUAUUUCCAUUCACAUUCAGAGACUUAAACUUGAUAAAAGAUAAGGAUUGGAGUCUUCUGACGUUAAUAGGUAACUAUUUUGACGAAGUAAAGGAUUUGAAAGAGUCAGACUACAGCAAAUCAAGUGUUUUGUUCAUCUUUGACGGCCUGGACGAAAGCCAAUUACCUCUGGACUUCAACAACAAUGAGAUGUGCCGCGAUGUUACAAAGACCACACCAUUAGACGUCUUGCUGACCAACUUAAUCUCAGGGAAACUGCUGCACAAAGCCUCAGUCUGGAUCACAAGUAGACCAGCUGCAGCCACUAAGAUUCCUCCUGAGAUCUUCCACAGGGUGACCGAGGUACGAGGCUUUAAUGAUGAGCAGAAGGAGGAGUACUUUCAGAAGAAAGUUAGUGACAAGGAAAUGGCUCAGAAGAUCUCUGAUCAUCUUCAGUCAAAGACGCAAAGAAGUCUGUACAUCAUGUGCCACAUCCCAGUCUUCUGUUGGAUUUCAGCCACAGCUCUCCAGAGUCUCCUAACAGAAACAGAAGAAGCUGAGUUGCCCAAGACUGUGACUGAAAUGUACACACACUUCCUGAUCAUCCAGACAAAGCUGAAGGAAUAUCAGGAAGGUGAAACAGACAAAGAUGUGAUCAUGAAAUUGGGAAAGCUGGCAUUUGAACUGCUUCAGAAGGGCAACAUACUCUUCUAUAAAAACGAGUUUAAAAGUUGUGGAAUUGAUCUGAAAGAAGCUGCAGUUAAUUCAGGAGUUUGUACACAGAUCAUAAGAAAAGAAUCUGGUCUUCACAAACAAGAGAUUUACUCCUUCAUUCAUUUAAGUGUUCAGGAGUUUCUGGCAGCUCUGUACGUGUUAGAGACUUUCUUAGAUAGAGGAGAAAAUCUGCUUCCUAGCCAGACAAGUGUGAAAGUGUCAUCAAAGAAAAAGGAACGUUCCAUCUUCCUCCUCCACCAGAACGCAGUGGAUAUGGCUUUGGUCAGUGAUAAUGGACAAUGGGACUUGUUCCUGCGCUUCCUGCUCGGUCUGUCGCAGGAUAAAAAUCAGGAGCUUCUUCAGAAACGAGUUGGAUUCAAAGAAAGACGUCCACAGAGCAACCAGAAGACAAUCAAGUUCAUUCACAAGAAGAUCAAGAAACUGUCCAACAGCGACAAGAGCAUCAACCUGUUUCACUGUUUAAAUGAGUUGGGUGACCAGUCUCUGGUAAAGCAAGUCCAAAAGUACCAGAGCUCAGGACAUUUUGGUAAACUCUUACCUGAACAUUGGUCAGCUCUGGCCUUUCAGCUGCUCGUUUCCAAUGAAGACCUGGAUUUCUUUGACCUGAAGAAAUACAAAGGAUCAGAUGAAGUUCUGGAGAGGCUGCUGCCAGUGCUCAAAGCAUCAAAGAGAGCUUCGUUAAGUAACUGUAACCUCACCUACAGAUGUUGUGAGAACAUUUCAUCAGUACUCAGCUCAAAGUCUUCUGGUUUGGAGGAGUUAGACCUGAGUGGAAACAAUCUGCUGGACUCUGGAGUGGAGCUGCUCUCUGACGGUCUAAAAAGUCCCAACUGCAAACUCCAGAGACUCCGGUUAAGUUACUGUAACCUCACCUACAGAUGUUGUGAGAACAUCUCAUCAGUUCUCAGCUCGAAGUCUUCUGGUCUGGAGGAGUUAGACCUGAGUGAAAAUGAGCUGUAUGACUCUGGAGUGGAGCUGCUCUCUCAUGGUCUAAAAAGUCCCAACUGUAAACUUCAGAGACUCCGCCUGAGACACUGCGAGUUAAUAGCAGCUGGCUGCCGGUCUUUGACCUUUGCCCUCAGCGACUCCUCUGAUCUCAGAGAACUCAACCUGAGCUACAACGACCUGAAGGACCAGGGGGUGGAGCUGCUCUCUGAUUGGCUGAGGAAACCCCAGUGUAGACUGGAGAUACUGAGCCUGAGCGACUGCAGGUUAACAGCAGCCAGCUGCCAGUCUUUGGCCUUUGCCCUCAGCGACUCCUCUGAUCUCAGAGAACUCGACCUGAGCUACAACGACCUGGAGGACCAGGGGUUGGAGCUUCUUUCUGAUUGGCUAAGGAAACCGCAGUGUAGACUGGAGAUACUGAGACUGGCUGGCUGUCAGAUUACAGAGAAAGGCUGUGCUGCACUGGCAUCCAGUCUGAAGUCAAACCCCUCUCACCUGAGAGUCCUGGAUCUGUCUGGAAAUAACCUCGGAAACAGUGAUGUCAAAAACCUUUCUGAGUUCUCGCCAGAGACACUUUGUCAACUUGAGACACCUGACCUGAGACACUGUGGGUUAACAGCAGCCAGCUGCCGGUCUUUGACCUUUGCCCUCAGCGACUCCUCUGAUCUCAGAGAACUCAACCUGAGCCUCAACGACUUGGAGGACCAGGGGGUGAAGCUGCUCUCUGAUUGGCUGAGGAAACCCCAGUGUAGACUGGAGAUACUGAGCCUGAGAUGCUGCAGGUUAACAGCAGCCAGCUGCCGGUCUUUGACCUUUGCCCUCAGCAACUCCUCUGAUCUCAGAGAACUCAACCUGAGCUCCAACAACCUGGGGGAUCAGGGGGUGGAGCUGCUCUCUGAUUGGCUGAGGAAACCCCAGUGUAGACUGGAGAUACUGAGCCUGAGCGACUGCAGGUUAACAGCAGCCAGCUGCCGGUCUUUGACCUUUGCCCUCAGCGACUCCUCUGAUCUCAGAGAACUCGACCUGAGCUACAACAACCUGGGGGAUCAGGGGGUGGAGCUGCUCUCUGAUUGGCUGAGGAAAUCCCUGUGUAGACUGGAGAUACUGAGCCUGAGCGACUGCAGGUUAACAGCAUCCAGCUGCCGGUCUUUGACCUUUGCCCUCAGUGACUCCUCUGAUCUCAGAGAACUCAACCUGAGCAUCAACAACCUGGGGGAUCAGGGGGUGGAGCUGCUCUCUGAUUGGCUGAGGAAACCCCAGUGUAGACUGGAGAUACUGAGUCUGAGACACUGCAGGUUAACAGCAGCCAGCUGCCGGUCUUUGACCUCUGCCCUCAGCGACUCCUCUGAUCUCAGAGAACUCAACCUGAGCCUCAACAUCCUGGAGCUGCUCUCUGAUUGGCUGAGGAAACCCCAGUGUAGACUGGAGAUACUGAGCCUGAGACACUGCAGGUUAACAGCAGCCAGCUGCCAGUCUUUGGCCUUUGCCCUCAGCGACUCCUCUGAUCUCAGAGAACUCAACCUGAGCUACAACGACCUGGAGGACCAGGGGGUGAAGCUGCUCUCUGAUUGGUUGAGGAACCCUCAGUGUCGACUGGAGAUACUGAGCCUGAGAUGGUGCAGGUUAACAGCAGCCAGCUGCCGGUCUUUGACCUUUGCCCUCAGCGACUCCUCUGAUCUCAGAGAACUCAACCUGAGCGAAAACAUCCUGAAGGACCAGGGAGUGGAGCUGCUCUCUGAUUGGCUGAGGAAACCCCAGUGUAGACUGGAGAUACUGAGGUUAAGUAGCUGUAUCCUCACCUACAGAUGUUGUGAGAACAUUUCAUCAGUUCUCAGCUCAAAGUCUUCUGGUCUGGAGGAGUUAGACCUGAGUGGAAACAGACUGCUGACUGACUCUGGAGUGGAGCUGCUCUCUCACGGUCUAAAAAGUCCCAACUGCAAACUCCAGAGACUCCGGUUAAGUUACUGUGACCUCACCGACAGAUGUUGUGAGAACAUUUCAUCAGUUCUCAGCUCAAAGUCUUCUGGUCUGGAGGAGUUAGACCUGAGUGGAAACAGACUGCUGGACUCUGGAGUGGAGCUGCUCUCUGACGGUCUAAAAAGUCCCAACUGUAAACUCCAGAGACUCUGGUUGUCAUUCUGCACAGAGAGGUGCUGUAAGUCUCUGGCCUCGGCUCUGGAGUCGAACCCUUCACACCUCAGAGAACUGACGCUGGACUUAAGUGAUCCAGGAGAAUCAAGUCUGAAGCUGCUGUCUGAUUUAAAGGAGAACAAAAGAUACAAACUGAAGACACUGAGGGUGUCUAAGGGAUUUGUUUAACCGGAUAAGAACUUAAAGACAACAAUGGAUCAUUUUUCUCCUUCUGUCCGAACCAAAUGAUCUGAACUACAGGUGUGAAAGUGACCUUAUAUUCAUCACGACUCUUCUGUCUUUAAGGACUCGAUGCUCAAAACUACUCAAUCAAAAGUCAGAGGGUAUCUGAGCACCAGCUACCAGCUCAGAGAUUACUCCUCUCUGUGUAACGUCGGAGCGUGAUAUACUGGAGGGGGGAGGGACACAGAGGCAGUGUUGGACCCCCAACCGAAAAACUAAUAACUAAAGUUAUAUUAAAAAGACAUGAGGAAACUGUUCUAGGAACACACUGAAACAGUAGCAGUAGUAGUAGGAAAAGCAUAGCAAUCUCCAAACCCCCAAACUACAGAAGACAGAUAAAGAAAGUUAUCUGGAAAUA